AGUCAACUGAUAAGCGGUCAGUGUUACUUCUACCUCCAAAGCAGUCACUUCGUCGCGAACAGAGCGCAGGCGUGUCCCAUGGAACAGCCGCCCCACGCGGCGUAAAUUGUUUCGUUAUCAGUGAAAAUUGGUUAACAACAAUAAGUGAUUAAACUGUGUGUCUGAAAAAACAUAAGCUGUUCAAUGUAUCAAGAAUUGGGCUGCCUCGCGAGUGACAUUCCGGCCGCGUUGAAACAUUUGCUUGACACCCACAUCAGGGCUGGCGAAAGAGGCUGCCAGCAACCUGGAAUGCAGCCGUUCAAACCUCAAAGGUGUGCCAACGAGCACUGUUCAACUGCAGGAACACCCUUCAACCCUACCAGUAACUAUCGACACAAAAAUGAGGACAAUUUGUGA
Messenger RNA from Gryllus bimaculatus (two-spotted cricket), 396 nucleotides. The record is from the annotation of a GenBank genome assembly. Lineage: Eukaryota; Metazoa; Arthropoda; Insecta; Orthoptera; Gryllidae.